This is a messenger RNA of Cylindrotheca closterium, 528 nucleotides long. The record is from the annotation of a GenBank genome assembly. Lineage: Eukaryota; Bacillariophyta; Bacillariophyceae; Bacillariales; Bacillariaceae.
AUGCCAUCUCGUUUCGAUGAGACCCUUGAAAAAUUUCGGGAUUUGAUCAUGCAGAUCGAAGUUCGUUAUCAUGAGGAAGAAAAUGCUUCAGAUUUGCUAAAGAAAUGCCGAAAACUCAUGACAAAACUCGAGUCGGAAACCAUGAAUGCGGAAGAUGCUUCGCAAGAACAAGAGUACAUUGACACUGUGUUGGCGUGUAAGAUGCAACUUCAAUCCUACUCACUAAUCAAUGAUCAACGCGACGAACUAUUCGUUGGUGCCAAUACUACACCACAAACUCCUGCAGCAAGAAGAGAUGGGCCACCGUCCAGCAGUGACCCACUGAGUAGGCAAAACGACAUGGUCCGCAAUGCCUUGCAAACCAUGAGAGAGACGGAGGAAAUUGGAGAAGAAAUUGGACAAGAAUUACACAGGAAUCGUGAAAGAUUGCAGAAUACAAAAGGCAAUGUGACUCGAAUUCAGGACAUGACAGGCCAGGCCAACAACAUGCUCACUUCCAUGAUAAAGCGAUCGAAGCGAUGGUUCUAG